GUUUUAGUUGAACAUACCCAGGAUAGGACCUGUCUGUUCUCUUUAAAUCAGAUCGAAGACAGAAAAUUCCAGAGUUUUAAGGAAACUGACCAUGUCUAUCAUCAUUUUCAUGCUGUGUUUGUACCUGAACAUAGCAUAUUCAGACGAAAAUGUGAAUAAUGUUGGAUUCAGGUAUGAUGGAUACUUCAAGUUGAGUGCAGGCAGUGAGCAAGAGCUCAGACAUUCGAAUCUGACGGCUAAAGCAAUAUAUGCCGAUAGUGGCCUUAGUGAAGCAUCGCAAGUCUUUUACAAUCUUCCUCUUCGAUUCAAGAAUUCCAACGCCACUCCUUCUGUCUUCUCUUUCUCUACCACUUUCAUCUUUGCAAUAGUAGCCACUGAUCCUGAAUUUCACGGCCAUGGACUCGCCUUAGCUAUCUCGCCGACUAGAGGUAUUCCUCAAGCUCAGCCAAACCAGUAUCUUGGCCUAUUCAAUGCUACCAACAAUGGUGAAAGUUACAAUCAUAUUGUUGCAAUAGAGCUUGAUACUGAUGAGGAUUUUCAGUUUCAUGAUAUUGAUGAUAACCAUCUUGGAAUUGAUAUAAAUGGGUUGGACUCUGUCAAUAGUUCUUCAGCGGCAUACUAUAAUGAUCGUGGUCGUCUCAGAAAGCUAGAUCUUACAAGUGGAGAACCGAUGCAGGUUUGGGUUGAAUACGACAGUAAAGAUCAUAAACUCAGUGUCACAAUUCAUCCCAUAAACAUACCUAAACCUGAGAUUCCUCUUCUCACACUGAAAACAGAUCUUUCUUCUAUUUUCUCUGAGUUUAUGUUUGUUGGGUUCUCAUCCUCUACCGACUCAAAUUCAUCUCAUUACAUAUUGGGUUGGAAUUUCAGGAUGAACGGUCAAGCUGAGGAGAUUAAUCUUUCUCGCCUUCCUGACAUUCCUGGGAUUUUAGAUCCAAAUGAAAUCGGCGGAGGGAAAGGAUACAAGAAAGUUUUGAUAGUUAUAUCACCGCUAGUAGUAGGUGUGGUUUUCCUUCUAAUCUUGAUUUAUGGUGCGAUCAUGAUCUCGAGGAGGAGAAAAUUCAUUCAAGUUCUUGAAGAUUGGCAAAUCUUGUAUGGGCCUCAUAGGUUCACUUACAAGGACUUGUUCAUUGCAACAAAAGGGUUUAGAGAUGGACAACUUCUUGGCAGAGGAGGUUUUGGAAGAGUAUACAGAGGAACUCUACCAUUUUCCAAUGUUCAAAUUGCAGUAAAAAGAAUUUCUCAUGAUUCAAGACAAGGAAUGAAAGAAUUCAUAGCAGAAAUCGCAACCAUCGGUCGUCUCAGGCAUCCAAACUUGGUAAGGCUUCUUGGCUAUUGCAGAAGAAAAAAUGAACUCCUCUUAGUCUAUGACUACAUGCCUAAUGGAAGUCUAGACAAGUUCCUCUACCGCAUGCCAAACAGCAUACUCAGCUGGAAACAAAGAUUCAAGAUCAUAAAAGAUGUGGCAUCUGGACUCUUGUAUCUUCACCAGCAAUGGGUUCAAGUCAUCGUCCACAGAGAUAUCAAACCAGCCAAUGUUCUGAUUGACAAUGACAUGAAUGCUAGACUGGGAGAUUUCGGCCUUGCCAAGCUAUGGGACCAUGGAAAUGAUCCUCAAACAUCUCAUGUGGCAGGAACUCCGGGCUACAUAGACCCAGAAAUUGUGCAGAGUGGAAAAUCAAGCACGUGUACUGAUAUAUAUUCAUUUGGGGUGUUUCUGUUGGAGGUUGCUUGCGGUAGAAGGCCGAUCGAAACUCAAACUUCGCCGGAGAAAGUAUUGCUGUUAGAAUGGGUUAUGGUGUGUUUGGAUAAGGGAGACAUAUGUGAAGCAGUGGACAGCAGAUUGGGGGAUGAAUAUGUUGUGGAAGAAGCUGAUUUGGUGCUCAAACUUGGGUUGCUCUGCUCACACCCUGUUGCUUCAGCUAGGCCUACGAUUUCUACUAUAGUGCAAAUUUUUGAUGGAGAUUCUCAGUUGCCUGAUAACUUAUCAGACUUAAUGAAGUUUAGAAAAGUUGGAGGCUGGUCAGGUCAAGGAUGUUCUUCAUCAUUCUCCACCUUUCCUACUGGGCAGACUUCUAUUGCUUCAAUCACUUUUACAGAACCAUUUGCCUCUGAUGGCCGCUAGUUGAUGAAUUACAUGUAGUUUCAAUACAAAUGUAAACUUCACGUAGAUGUGUAAAUAAACAAAAUCAUGGGUUUAUUUUUAUCUA
Molecule: messenger RNA, 2210 nt
Organism: Prosopis cineraria
Lineage: Eukaryota; Viridiplantae; Streptophyta; Magnoliopsida; Fabales; Fabaceae
Product: L-type lectin-domain containing receptor kinase V.9-like
Exons: 1
Coding region: 92-2125 (677 amino acids)
Biological process (GO): protein phosphorylation
Cellular component (GO): plasma membrane
Molecular function (GO): carbohydrate binding; ATP binding; protein kinase activity
Source: RefSeq, a predicted model, not a curated record